This is a messenger RNA of Tachyglossus aculeatus (Australian echidna), 3004 nucleotides long. RefSeq names its product LIM domains containing 1 (gene LIMD1). The transcript has 10 exons. Gene Ontology annotation, cellular component: nucleus; adherens junction; P-body. Gene Ontology annotation, biological process: negative regulation of hippo signaling; cytoskeleton organization; response to hypoxia. The coding region runs from base 381 to 2408 and encodes 675 amino acids. The record is from RefSeq and is a predicted model, not a curated record. Lineage: Eukaryota; Metazoa; Chordata; Mammalia; Monotremata; Tachyglossidae. Gene Ontology annotation, molecular function: transcription corepressor activity.
AUGUGUUUGCAUCAGGGCCCAGUUUGCGAACUGAUUGAAAACUCCUGUAGCAGAGAGGGCAAAAUGUGGGCUGAGGCCACGUCUACCAGGCUCUGAGACAAAUUCAGGUUCGGGAAGAAAAAAAGGGUGAUUCAGACCCGCAUUUGACCAGCCGGAGCGAAGGUGUGUUAAAGGCACGGGCGGAAACAGCCACCUGUUUGUGGAAGGGGCGGCCCAGAACCAAACCCGGCGGUCUUGGCCCCAGACGAAGCCCUCCGGCGUCGGAGGCGGGUUGGCCGCCCCCCUGCCAUGUGAGAACGGGAACUGUACCCCCAAACCUUCCCUUGAGAAGGAUUUCCAGGCCCCGCCUCGGGAUCAUCAGUAAGGGAAGGGGCGCCGGAAUGGAUAAGUACGAUGACCUGGGCCUGGAGGCCAGCAAAUUCAUCGAGGACCUCAACAUGUACGAGGCUUCCAAGGACGGGCUGUUCCGGGUUGACAAGGGUGCCGGCAACAAUCCCGAGUUCGAGGAAACCCGCAGGGUGUUCGCCACCAAAAUGGCCAAAAUCCACCUGCAGAAGCAGCAGGAGCUGCUGCAAGAGGAGCUCCCGUUGGGCGGCGGGGGGCCGGCGAACGGAGGCGUCCGGUCGGGUUCCCAAGCCCACCAGGCCGGCCUUCCCAGCCUCCGAGAAGCCGUGGGCGGCGGCAGGCUCUACCUGGGUGACGGGGCCUCCAAACCCCCCCUGGCCUCCCUCGUCUCGGGAUCGGGGGGCUUGGCGACGGCGGUAGGCUCCGCCGGUCCGCUGCCCGGGCCGAAUCCGCCACCGCCCGUGCCGCAGGGGCAGCGGGCCAAGAUGAUGUAUCCGGAAGGCCUGAAAAAGGCCAGCCAGGAUUACGGCUGCCGAGACGGCCCCAGGAUCCCGGCGGUCUCGGCAUUUCACGGGCCAGGCUCCGGGGAGCUGGGCGGGGGCGGCUUUCCUUGCUUCCCCCAUGGCAGUUACUGCGAUAGCUACCUGCCGCCAAGGUCAGAGUGGGGAGAAGAGCCAGGCCAGUUCACCGCUGGCAGGCCUGGCGAGGGGAGCUACCUCCCCCAGCCAACCCUGAACUCCUGCCGGGCCUCAGAGAGCGGCUACAGCAGCCUGGAAGGGGCCCAGCCCUGCCGGGGCUAUGACCCCGAUUCAGCCGAUCAGCGGCCGGCCUCCUUCUCCCACCUCCUGAACCCCGGUUUGCCUCCCACGGGGCCCGAGGCGGAAACCUCGGCCGGGCUGCCCCAGCAGAGGCCGUUGCCAUUCUCGGCCCCGGGAGCUCGAGGAGACCCUCUGAGGACGAAACCUAGAGGAGAGAAGCAGGCCUGUGCGGCUGUGGGCGAGUCCAACGGUGAGCCCCAGCUCUGGCUCCAGGGCAGCCCCGCGUCUUACAUUUCCAGCUCCGUCCCUGCCCCGCUGCCCUCGGGCAUCGACCGUGAGCCUCCCGGCGCUGCCUGUCUCAAACCCUCCGGCCCCCCGGGAGCCCACGGCCAGAACCACGGGCCCAAUUGCCCAAAUCCCCGACCCGGCUCCGGUAGCCUCCCCUCCGCGAGGCCGACGGUUUCCGAUGCCCCGCCGUCGCCUUUUGGAGACGGUCCGAGGAGCAGCCCGCCGCCCGAGCGAGACAGCGGCAGCAGACACCCCGUGAGCCCUUCCAAAGUAAAAUUACCCUGCCAGUCCCUCCAUGCAGAGCAAGGGCCCUCCGAAGUCGAAUUAAAAUUAGAAGCCCUGACCCAGCGUCUGGAGCAGGAGAUGGAAACCCAUCCCAAGGCAGAUUACUUCGGAGCAUGUGUGAAGUGCAACAAAGGUGUGUUUGGAGCUAACCAGGCUUGCCAGGCCAUGGGGAAUCUCUACCAUGAUGGCUGCUUCACCUGCGGAGCCUGCAGUCGCAAGCUGAGGGGCAAGGCCUUUUAUUUUGUCAACGGCAAGGUGUUCUGCGAAGAAGACUUCCUGUAUUCUGGUUUCCAGCAGUCAGCUGACCGGUGCUUUGUUUGCGGACAUUUGAUAAUGGAUAUGAUCCUCCAAGCUUUAGGGAAGUCCUACCACCCAGGCUGCUUCCGCUGCGUCAUUUGUAAUGAGUGUCUGGAUGGAGUGCCCUUCACCGUUGACUCGGAGAACAAGAUCUACUGCGUCAAAGAUUACCACAAGGUUUUAGCUCCCAAAUGUGCGGCAUGUGGACUUCCAAUCCUGCCAUCUGAGGGCUCAGAUGAAACCAUUCGCGUUGUGUCUAUGGACAGAGACUACCACGUGGGAUGUUAUCACUGCGAGGAUUGUGGGCUGGAACUCAAUGACGAAGACGGGCACCGGUGCUAUCCCUUGGAAGACCAUUUGCUCUGCCACUCCUGUCACCUCAAGCAGAUCGAGAAAAGCCCCUCCGCCGCGGGUGUUCGCCAACAGCACUACUAAGUCGGGCGAGGAUUUACAAACCGAACCUGAGUCAGGCCAUCCUACUGGCCCAGGACUGAGAUUUCGUUGGAACUGUGAUCUUGAGCUAGGCAGGCCCUAAAUCGACAUCUCCAAGUCCAGCAGAAAUCGCUUUGUAAAACCAGUGUUGGAUUUUAAUGAAGCCCAGGAGCCUCCCUUGGUUACGGGUUCAUCCUUCUAGAUUUUACGGGUGAGAGGCGUCAAGGAAUUGGGCGUGCCCCUUCACAUCCUCCCCUCACAGUGGGCCUGGGCUUACGCAGAUACUGCCUUUGUGGUUCAACAUCCUCUGGCAGAAGAACAUAGCAUCUCUGGCACUGGGCUCUAGGAAGACGUGCCCAGGAAGCAACGCUGAGAGACUGCAUGGAGCGUUAAUUUUAUUUGGCUUUAUUAAUAAUAAUGAUAAUAGUAAUAAUAAUACUAAUAACUGUGUGGUAUUUAAGGGCUGCCUGUGUUCUAAGCCCUGGGGUGGAUACAGAGUAACCAGAUCAAACAUAGUCCCCGCCCCAGUGGAGUUCACAAUCUAAGCAGGAGGGAGAGCAGUUAUUGAAUCUCCGUAUCACAGAUGAGGAAAUUGAGGC